UGUUUUGACGUAUAAUGUGAGCAAUUGGUGGAGAUAACAGUACAUCGGGUGAUGCGUUGUUUAUAGUAUCAGGUGGUGUUGUAGUUUGGCAAUAAAUAAUACAAAAUGUGGAGUCCAACUCACGUUUUAGUUACAGUCCAUAGAGCCAGAGGAUUGCUGACUAAAGGCAGGAAUGGAACCAAUGAUGCCUUUGUUACUAUUGCACUUGGUAAGGAGAAGUAUCAGACGUCAGUCAAGGAGAAGGCAGACAAAGAUGUCGAAUGGCAUGAAGAAUGUGAACUGCCAAUACCUAAACAAGGAAAUACAGCUGAAAUUGUCUUGACAGCAUUACACCGCAAUUUUAUGGGUGUAGAUGAAUUCCUAGGAGUAAUUAACAUUCCUCUGGCAGACUUUGAUGUGUAUGAAAGGCCAAGAUGCAAAUGGUAUGAGCUAAAAAGUAAGCCUGGUAAGGAGAAACAGAAACACAGGGGAGAACUUGAAGUGAAAGUAACAUUUAUAGUGAAAGCUGGAAGCCUCACCGAUCUAAGUAAAAAAGAAAAACACAAGUCCCUUGGACAGUUGUCUCACAUGGCACAAUCUGUCGGUGGCAGUCUACUCAGUAUUGGAAGUUUGGAAAAGAGGAAGAGCUUGAAGAAAAUAGCCAAAAGUAUAGGAAAGAAAGUGGGGAAAGGCUCAAAUAGCAAGUUGAAGGAAGAGUCAUUUGAUGGAAAUCUUGGUCCCGGCCACCGAAGAAUUGGCCAGAUCGCUGGAGAAGCUGACCCUGGUGUAAUCAGUGAAGAUGAGGAUGAAUUCACUUUUGAUGACCUGUCUCACAAAAGUUCCCUGAGUUCUCUGAGUACAAGUCAGCAAACGGCAGCAACUCCACCUGCUGGAUCCCUUGAAAAUUUGGCAGGAGGAGAAUUUUUGCGAAGAACAAACAUGACUGGUACAGCUUCUGUUCCACCUAAGCCACCGAGAAGUGUUUCACAGGAUAAGACUGUUGAUGAAUGGGAACAGAAAUUAUAUGGAAAGCAGGGGAAAGAUUCAGUUAUUAAUAAUUCAGAUACACUAAAGAGAAGGUCUUGGGAUACAUCGAAGUCAUUUACUAUGAGUCAGUGUGAAGAUAAAGAAUUUGAUAACAUCACUCAUGCAAGCACACCAGCAAUUGUCCGCGCAAAUACAAUAGACACUCCAGUGGCAGCAUUACGAAAGGUUAAUGAAGAUAUUCCAAGAAAUGUUACUGAAACCAUCACACAUGAUGAUAAAGAAAAGGAAAAAACAAAAGAAAAAGAUAUCUCAAAACUUGCAAGACGCUUUAAUAAACAUUUUCGUAAAGGUGAUCCGAAGAAUGAGGAAGCUAUACCAGAGGUGAAAACUCCUACUGCAGAAGAGCGAAUAAUUAUAGGUGGUGAAAAUGAUGAUAAAAAAGUCCGUACUUGUGGGAAUAAAACACCAGAUUCUGUUAUCCAAAAAUAUGAAAAUAAUACCAAAGAAGAAUUGAUUUCAAUAAUAUAUAACCUUCAGCUCACUGUUGAAGACCAAAACAAGAAAGUGAAAGAUCUUGAAGACUAUCUGGAUAAUUUACUGCUGCGAGUAAUGGAAACAACUCCUCGUAUCCUCCAGAAUCCGUAUGUGAGUGUCAAAACAGAAAUAGACUCUAGGAACAUGGUUUCUGUGAGAGAGCAAAGUAUUUAUUAAGAAACUACUGAGAAUCCAGAAAUACACUUACGUUAGUGUCAGUUUCUUAAACAUGAUGAUAGCUGCCAGCAUCUGGUGAAGAAAAUCUUAGCUUCUAGUAUUUUAAUGAUUUAAAUCUGUGAUUUUAAUGUAUUGAUACAGUGAAAAGUUCUUCCUGUUACUUUAUGCUAACAUUUUUAUUGUUGUUAUUUUUGCUAUUGUUGUUAUUUCUGUUGUUUUGUUAUUGUUUUUGUUAUUGUUACUGCUAUUCUUCCUUUGUUACCAUUCUUAUAUAUUUUUUGUGAUUCAUUCACUCUCUCUUCCUGGAAAACAUAAGUGUUUAUAAAUCUUCCAAACUGGCAUUAUUAAUAGAUAUUUCAUGCCUCUUUGUGUAUGAGGUUGCAUGAAGUGAACAUGUGUUAAUAACAGUCAUUAAACUGAUUUAUUUUGUAACAAAAAUACCACAGAAAAUUAUUUUACUGGAAUUUGUUAUUCAGUUCUUUUCAUGAAUUUUCCACCGGCAUAAUUUUCGCGAUAUAUUAUUUCCUUUACUUUGUAAAUAGAAAUGUUUUUCUCAGAGUGACAAAAAAAAUUGGAAUUCUUAAGAUUUGAGCCUCUUUGUUGUAUUACUAGGUGUCUGUUAUGUAAUGGACCGAAGUUUAUGUUGACAAUAAAUAAUCACAUAGAGACUGUUUCCUUUUGCCCAGGAAGGAAUGCAAAUAUUUCUCGGGACACACGUAAUAGGUUUGCUCAGUUUUUAUUCCAAAAAUUAUUGCAUAAUAAUCUUAAAGUUUGUGUAUCUCAGGCUGAUUAAUUGUCAGCUGCAAUUAUUAGCAAUGUCACUCAUAAUGGAAGAUUUCUUGUUUGUUCUAUGCUUUUUAAAAGAUAAGGUUUGCAAAAAUCUGUCCAUACUCAAUGUGAUGUUUGAAAAAUUGUCUGUCAGUUUUAGAUAGUAACCACAAGCUGUAAAUAUUUGCUGCUUUUUAGUGGUUUAUGUAAACCUGUGUUUUAAGAUGCUGUGUGAGAAAGCUUUUGAAGGUUUGAAUGGUGGUAAGAAAUGUUUUUUCAGGCUUAUUAUGCCCUUCCAUAUAUAGCUUAUAUUUUUGCUAGAAAUGUAUUAGAUUGAUAAGCAAUGCUCCUGCCAAUAAGACUGAACAUCAGAACUGGAAUUAUAAUUAAA
Schistocerca cancellata (South American locust) is the source of this 2836-nucleotide messenger RNA. Its product is annotated as rab11 family-interacting protein 1-like. Bases 106 to 1677 code for a protein of 523 amino acids. The transcript has 12 exons. Gene Ontology annotation, biological process: regulated exocytosis. The record is from RefSeq and is a predicted model, not a curated record. Gene Ontology annotation, cellular component: intracellular membrane-bounded organelle. NCBI's taxonomy places the organism in Eukaryota, Metazoa, Arthropoda, Insecta, Orthoptera, Acrididae. Gene Ontology annotation, molecular function: small GTPase binding.